Molecule: messenger RNA, 1297 nt
Organism: Anopheles maculipalpis
Lineage: Eukaryota; Metazoa; Arthropoda; Insecta; Diptera; Culicidae
Gene: MKP-4
Product: dual specificity protein phosphatase MPK-4
Exons: 2
Coding region: 32-1297 (421 amino acids)
Biological process (GO): protein dephosphorylation
Cellular component (GO): nucleus
Molecular function (GO): protein tyrosine/serine/threonine phosphatase activity
Source: RefSeq, a predicted model, not a curated record
GCAGUCGUUCAAGAUAGGUCAAACCAGCAGCAUGUCCAUGAACGAAGGUAUCGCAGUCGUUACGAAGUUGGUGCCAACCAGCGUUCGUCGUGCACCGGAACCGGCCACUGUGCUAACGCGCGAAGAUUUUAACGCUGGUCCAAUAAGUUUGGAUGAGAUCGAACCGGGCCUGUGGUUGGGUAAUGCAUCCGCAGCAGCUGACAUUGGGACGCUGGAGAGGCACACCAUCCGGAGCAUCCUGUCGAUCGAUUCCGUUCCACUGCCGGUGCAUAUAACCGACCAUCCGAAUCUUCGCGUGCGCCACAUACAAGCAGCGGACGUACCACGCGAGGAUCUGAUACGACAUUUCGAGGACAGCAAUCGCUUCAUUGCGGACAGUUUGGCCGAGGGCCGUCACGUGCUAGUGCACUGCUACUUCGGCGUGAGCCGCAGCGCUACGAUUGUGAUUGCGUACAUCAUGCAAAAAUAUCGUCUCGGGUACGAGGCCGCAUUCCAGCGCGUGAAAGCUAAACGGUUGUUCGUAAUGCCCAACCCAGGAUUUGUGAAUCAGCUCAAGCUGUACGGUCGGAUGGCGUACCGGAUCGAUCGUACCAACGAACGGUACAAGCUGUUCCGGCUCCGUUUGGCCGGUGAUAACGUGCGGAAAGCGAAACGUUUGCCAACGGAAUGUAUGGACGUGGUGAAGACAGAUCCGGGCGUAACACAGGAAUCACCCGAACCGUACGUGUAUAGGUGUCGCAAGUGUCGCCGUGUGGUUGCUUCUCGAAGUAACUUACUGCUGCAUAAACCAAAAUCGGCCACGAUAGUCCAUCAAUCUCCAGCAAAGAUUGGCCGCGAACCGGAAGCCACACUCGAGGAGGAAGGAACGGGCGAUGAGGCCGAAUGUGACCGAUCGCCAUCAUCACAGGUUACUAAGGAUGGUGAAAAUGUGCCCGAGCACGUUCACACAAAUGCCAUGGCAACGGGAUCAUCGGCCAGCGGUGGGGGAAUGAACGAGCUGGCGGAAAAGGUGCGUCGCAGUUCGAUUAGCAGCGAGCAUAGCAACCGGUCGUCCGAGAAGGACACGCCGAUGUGCAAUAAAAUAUUCUUCAUCGAGCCGCUUGCCUGGAUGACGGACAUUUAUCGCAACACGCAGGGCCGACUGUACUGUCCGAAGUGUACCGUGAAGCUGGGCAGCUUUAACUGGGUGAUGGCCACAAAGUGUCCGUGCGGUGCGGAAAUCUAUCCAGCAUUUUAUCUCGUCCCUUCGAAGACGGAAUAUUCGACCGUGGUUCAAAACGUGCAAGUUACGGUGUAA